This is a messenger RNA of Marchantia polymorpha subsp. ruderalis, 1726 nucleotides long. NCBI's taxonomy places the organism in Eukaryota, Viridiplantae, Streptophyta, Marchantiopsida, Marchantiales, Marchantiaceae. The record is from the annotation of a GenBank genome assembly.
UGGAACUCGUCGACCAUUCUCUUGCGGAGCAGACGAAGGCCGCUGGGAGAAGGACGAGAACCGAGAGGAGCGACGAGAGCAGCGCAGCGCCAUGGCGAGCGCGGUGGUGGCUUUCCAUGGGCAGCAGCUGGCGGGAUUGAAGGCGAAUCGCACCGCGAGGGUGGAAUCGAUGCGGUCCGCGGCGCUCUCCUGCGCUGCAGCACCCGUGGGCUUGCCCAGUUUGAAGAGCGGGGUCAGGAUGAGUUCGGAGUGGAUGAGCGGAGGUGCUGCCCUGAAUCUUCUUUCGACGAGUCGCGGAGCGGCUCUGAGAAUGAGUGAUAAGAGAAGGGUUGGCGGCAAGACGCUCGGCGUCAGGUGCAGCGCCUCGGGUUCUUCCACUGCCCGGCCAGCCUCGCAGCCCCGGUUCAUUCAGCACAAGCAAGAAGCAUUUUGGUUCUACAGGUUUCUGUCGAUCGUCUACGAUCACGUCAUCAAUCCUGGUCACUGGACUGAGGACAUGAGAGAGGAUGCCUUGGAGCCUGCAGAUUUGAAUGACCCGAAUCUGGUUGUUGUAGAUGUCGGUGGCGGUACCGGAUUCACUACUCUCGGCAUCGUCAAGACCGUAGACGCAAAGAAUGUCACCAUCUUAGACCAGUCUCCCCACCAGCUUGCCAAGGCGAAAGAGAAAGAGCCUUUGAAGGAAUGCACUAUCGUUGAGGGUGAUGCCGAGGAUUUGCCUUUUGCCACGGAUUACGCUGACCGAUACGUGUCUGCUGGAAGUAUUGAGUACUGGCCCGAUCCUCAACGCGGAAUUAAGGAAGCUUAUAGAGUAAUCAAGCCAGGCGGCAAGGCCUGUCUGAUUGGUCCAGUUCAUCCCACUCACUGGCUCUCUAGGUUCUUUGCCGACGUCUGGAUGCUCUUCCCAACAGAGGAGGAGUAUAUGGACUGGUUCACCAAAGCUGGCUUCUCUGAUGUAAAGAUCAAGCGAAUUGGGCCUAAGUGGUACAGAGGUGUCAGAAGGCAUGGUCUGAUUAUGGGAUGUUCAGUUACUGGUGUGAAGACCGAGGCUGGUGACUCACCCCUCCAGAUGGGCCCGAAGGCGGAGGACACUCGAGCUCCAUCGAACCCCUUCGUGUUCGCCUACAGGUUCCUCAUUGGAACUAUUGCCUCCAUGUACUAUGUGCUCGUACCGAUCUACAUGUGGCUGAAAGAUCUUGUGACACCGAAGGGUCAACCCAUCUAAAUCAGCCAAGCGCUGGCACUAUGACGUGCACAGGCAUUAAUUCCCUCUACCAGUAGAUCAAGGGAUGAAAACUGACAGUCCCAUUUGAACGGAAAGAUUGGAUGUGAACAUCAGGCAAAGUUGGUGAGCAACUGGAAGAAGCCACCAAGAUUCUGUACUUUAUAGGAUAUAAAAUUUGAUGUCUUAGGAGCCUCCACUUCACCUAAGGUGGUCUGUAGAGAAUGACAACGACUUACAUUUGUAGCAUGUUCUCCCUGUUGGGAGUCUGUAUUUAGUCUCUAGAACUUUUCGUUGAGGUAUACCGGGAGAAUGCAUGUUGGUCUUUUUUCCUCGGCUGAUUAGUGAGAUAGAGAUUUUUCUCGGCUAAUUGGUGAUCGAUACAUUCUUGGAUAUUCGAACCAAACCCACAUUUAUGAGUGCAAUGAAGUGCCUUCAUGUAUCUUAUAUCAGUCUGACCCAGUGCCGCGUGCACACUUGCUACUCCCGAGCAUAGAGAGAAGCAUC